Bacillus rossius redtenbacheri is the source of this 1503-nucleotide messenger RNA. Its product is annotated as neurofilament heavy polypeptide-like. NCBI's taxonomy places the organism in Eukaryota, Metazoa, Arthropoda, Insecta, Phasmatodea, Bacillidae. The transcript has 7 exons. The record is from RefSeq and is a predicted model, not a curated record. The coding region runs from base 1 to 1503 and encodes 500 amino acids.
AUGACAGGCGUGGCCGGGGGCCCCUCACCCCCCGCGGCCUCCGCAGCGCCCUCAGCGCCCGGCGCGCUCUCAGCGCCCGCACAGCCGCAACAGGCAGCGACCAAACCUGGACGGAACCAAAUCAAGCCGUUGUACGCACUCGUGGACGCCACCCACAACUACCCGGCGAUCUACCGCGCCCUGAAGGGGUCCCUUCAGGACAAGUUCACGGUUUACAACCGUGGCCGCGAUCAGCUACAGAUACAGACCGCGAGCGUGCCCGAGUAUCAACUGACAAUCAGAGCCCUUCAGGCCAUAGGCGCCCAGUUUUCAGUCCUACUUCAAAAGGACGAAAUACCAAGCAAAUUCGUGUUCAGGGGUGUCCACAGGGAGACCCCAGCCGAAUUUCUCGCCGAAACGUUCCAGGACAUGCGGCUGCCCGUGCAGUCGUUCUGGUUCUUGGAAAACCGCUACCGCCACCCGGAGGGGCCAAAUCAAUGCAGCAAUUGUCAGCGCUUCAGCCACGUGGGCAAGGGCUGCAAUUCCAAAUCUGUCUGCCACUGGUGCAGCGGCCCGCACCGCGCUCCAGACUGCCCGCACGGGGGCAGCCGCAAAUACCGGCAGCACAAACACCGCCCCAGCCACAAGGCCCCUCAGGCCAGCAACCUGGCAACCCGCGCCAGUACUCGGGCCCACCGGCACCACCCAACUCUGCCCCUGGGGCCCCCCUGCGCCCACCCAACUGGGGCAAUACGUCCCCCAACCAGCACCAAACAGUUCCAAGGCCAGCCCGCGCCACACUUCAAGAAGCACCCGAGCGGCCACAAAAAUGGCAAGGGUGCUGCACGCAAGCCGCGCGACACACCUGCGCCUCCCGCACCGCAGACUCCGGCCCAACCACGCAGCGAGCCGCAGAAGGCCCCCCCUGCACAGCCGCAGCAGGCCUCACCUGCACCUGCCGACACAAUGGCAGUUGAUGCCGCCCCGGGGACGUCAUCGUCACCCCAGCCCACCCCCGCGCCCACACUAAAAAAACAAGUGCUGGAGGACUUCCUGCAGGUCUUGGAGAAAUCUGAGACCUUCAAGUCAGACCCCAACCUGGCAGCGACCAUCAUGCCAAUGAUGUCUACUGUACAGAGAGAUAACAGUACAGAGAUACAGAUGGAGGGAAUUAAUGUGCCCUUGCCGAGUGAGGACGAGGCAGAGAUGAGCAGCGAUGACGGAUUCAUCACAGUCUCGAGCAAGAAGUCACAACAAGCUGGGUCGUCCAGCUACCAGCCCCAGCCCCCCAGACAGGUAUGGCGCGGCCCCAGCUGCCCUGCUCCUCAACAGUGGCAGAGACCCAACCAGUACUCGGUGCUGGACGACAGGUACGAGUUGGAAUACCCUGUUGUGGCCAACUCUUGGAGGCCCAGAGGGCAGCCUCAGCCCCAGAGAGCCCCGAAAAAACACCAUUCGGGACAUAAAAAUGGAAAGGGGAAGAGGGCCCCGGAGGAACAGCCUGCUCCAAGGCAGGAGCUCUAG